Molecule: messenger RNA, 1066 nt
Organism: Ornithodoros turicata
Lineage: Eukaryota; Metazoa; Arthropoda; Arachnida; Ixodida; Argasidae
Product: protein FRA10AC1 homolog
Exons: 1
Coding region: 68-1015 (315 amino acids)
Source: RefSeq, a predicted model, not a curated record
GUUGAGGUCGCUGUCGUCGCAAGUUGCAUACAUACUCUCGUGCACGCGGGUGUUCUUGCAAAGUAAAAUGGCGGAAGGCGUUUCUUCAAGUUCUGCUUCCGAGGGCAUUAACCUCGUUGAAACUCAUUUGGGCAACGAGUAUGACUCUAGCUUCGAGUACGACAGCGAAGCUGAGCGUAAACGCCUGGAUAGAGAAGAUUUGGCGGUCGCCGUGCAGGCAAAACGAGACGCAAAAGCUUCACGCAAAGUGGUGUCCACCGAGUAUGACAAGGAAGAGAAGCGUCGGGAACGGCACUGCUUCCUCGCUCUGGACGCUUACACACGCCACAAGAAACUGAUCAACGAUUACCUUUUAUGUUACCCAGGUACUACUGCGAAGCUGAAACGUGAUGCCAGUCGGGAUCGCACUGAUUUCGAUAUCAUACGCGAGAACCACAGGUUCCUCUGGGACGAAACGGCCGACGACAUCGACAGCUGGGAGAAACAGCUCGCGAAGCGCUACUACGACAAAUUAUUCAAGGAAUACUGCAUCUGUGACCUUACUUAUUACAAAGCGAAUAAGAUCGCCAUGCGUUGGCGAACUGAGCAAGAGGUGAUUGAUGGGACGGGACAGUUCUCGUGCGGCGAAAAGAAGUGUAAAUGCUCCGAAGGCAUGCGCACCUGGGAAGUGAACUUCGCGUACUUGGAGCAAAACGAGAAAAAGAACGCUUUAGUGAAGCUCAGACUUUGCAGCGAAUGUUCCUUCAAGCUAAAUUAUCGUUUCCAGCGCAAAGAGCUAACGAAACAACCGGAAAAGAGGAAGGUUGGCAGUGCCGACGAAAAUGAGUCCGGUGGAAAGAAAUCUCGUCCGAGUGGAAGUGCGGUGGUUGAUGCUCCGCCGGCAGAGAAAAGCGGAGGCGAGGAAGUGUCAGCGAAAGAGGAAGAAGAGAAUAUCUGGGCCAAGCCGAAUGUUAUCGACGCGGAGAAGAGUCAAGAAGAGGAGUUUGACGCGUACCUGGCAGACAUGUUUAUGUGAUAGAACCGCGACACCGAAUGAAAUAAAGAUUCGCAAAUUUGUGUACACGUA